AUGAAUGGCAGCAAGGGCAAGGGCAGACAGAUGUCUCUCCAGUUUGCAGUGCCUGCUGGAGUUGCUGCCUGGAUUGUGGGUCGCAAGGGCCAGUCCAUUAACUCGAUACGCACCCAAAGUGGAGCCAGCAUUGACGUCUCCAAAGAGGGCGCACGCUACCGGGUCAUUGACAUCCAUGGUGCGGAGCAGGCACUGAUGGCCGCCAUUGAGAUGGUGGUGGGGCAGGCCGCAUCACUCCCAGAUGGAUGGACUGGGUCAAUCCGGAUAGUGCUGCCAGCAGGCACUGCUGGCUACAUCAUCGGCCGAGGUGGCGAGGCCAUCAAAGAACUCCGCCGCACCUCGGGUGCUGAGCUUGACUUGGAUCAGCUCCAUGCAGGCGUCGAACAAAUGCUGGUCAUCAGCGGCGACCUUGAGGUCAUUGUCGAAGCAGCUCAGAUGGUGGCUGGUCGGAUAGCGGAAGUCACUGGUGCGGCGCCCAAACCUCGUAAUGAUGAGGAGCAGCUGAAGGUGCUCUUGGCCGAAUCUGACCACUCCGAGGCGAGCCUCACGCUGCUCCUGCCUGCGGAUGCUGUCAACAGGGUGGCUCAGGCACGGCUCAAAACAUUGGAGCACCAGACCGGGUCUCAAAUCGAGGUUCAUGUACUAGGAGGACGGACAUCUGGAGUGCACCAGAUGACCAUUGCUGGUACAAGGUCUGGGAAUGCCCUGGCCAUCCUUCACUUGCAGGAGAUGUUUGCGGAGCACCUGAAGCCGGGUGGAAGCGCUGCCCGCAUGGUGGCCCGUGAUCGAGUCGACCGUGGCGAGCAACCGAAGCCCACAGCGAAGGUGUCAGCUGCAAAGCCGAAGCCGCAGGCCAUGAGCCGGCGCCAGGUCGGAGCACAGCCGGGCCAUGAGCGCCCACGCAUCUUCCGAAGCGCCAGCGCUGGACGAAGUGCUGGUGCAGGGGGAGCUGCAAAAGGCACAGGGAAGGCAAGACCUGGUAAAGGCCCGGCUGUUGUACGUCGCCAGUGA
Molecule: messenger RNA, 1011 nt
Organism: Symbiodinium natans
Lineage: Eukaryota; Dinophyceae; Suessiales; Symbiodiniaceae
Source: the annotation of a GenBank genome assembly